AUGGGUAUUGCAAGUGCAAUGGGAAUGCUGACAUACAUGGGUAUCCAAUACAACGAUAUCAUAGCUGUCAUGCCAUUUCUGGUAGUUGCUGUUGGAACUGAUAACAUGUUUUUGAUGGUUGCCAGUUUGAAAAGAACCGAUAGGAAUCUGAAAUAUGAUCAAAGAAUUGCUGAAUGCAUGGCAGAUGCAGCUGUCUCUAUUCUCAUCACAGCCCUUACCGAUGCAUUAUCAUUCGGUGUUGGAACAAUUACAACCAUCCCGGCUGUUCAAAUUUUCUGUAUCUACACAAUGUGUGCUCUUCUACUCACAUUUGCAUAUCAACUCACAUUUUUCUGUGCAGUUCUCGUUUACUAUACAAGAAUCGAAGAACAAGGACUACACAGUAUAUGGUUGUCUCCUGCUGUCACAUACUCAUCAACUUCUCCUUUGAAUGUAAAGUUGUUCUGGUUGGGAUCGAAACCUCCGAAACCAUUACCAUCAUGUGGAACUGUCAGCAGUACAUCAAGUGUUUCGUCUUCCUCUUCUUCGCCUCCAUCUUCUAAACAUCUUCAUCAUUGUUCUGCCACUUCAUUCUUCCGUAACUGGUAUGCUCCAGUUCUAAUGCAACCGUGGAUUCGAGCGAUUGCUGGAUUAUGGUAUUUGAUAUAUUUGGGAUUGUCUGUUUAUGGAUGUUCUCAUCUCAAAGAAGGACUUGAACCAGCGAAUUUAUUGGUUGAUGAUUCAUAUGCAACACCUCAUUAUCGAGUUCUGGAGAAACAUUACUGGCAUUAUGGAGCAAGUCUUCAAAUUGUUGUGAACAAUGCUCCAGAUUUGAGGAAUCCAAUCGAAAGAAUCAAUAUGGAUAAAAUGGCAUCAACAUUUGCGAAUAGCAAAGUGUCGAUUGGAGACGAAGGAGUUCAGUUCUGGUUACGAGAAAUGCAAGUUUCAGAAGAGAUGCAUAAAGUGCAUUAUGACAAUAAGAAAUUCUAUGAUCAUGCUGCUGACUACAUCUAUUCAGAUAUGUCUCAACCAUGGGUUGUUGAUGUAGUUUGGGGAAGAAACAAUCAAUCAGAGCGAGUUAUAAAACAGUAUCGAUUUAUGAUUGGAAUGAGAGAUAUAUCAACAACAACAAAACAAACAGAAGCCACGAAUACGUUCAGAGAAAUCGCAUCUCGAUUUGAGAAGUAUAAUGUGACAACUUAUAUGCCUUUGUGGUUAUUCACAGAUCAAUAUGCUCUCGUCGUUCCGAAUACUAUGCAAGAUAUCGUAGUAGCAGUUGCAUGCAUGCUUGUUAUCUCAGCUGUCUUAAUCCCUCAACCAGUUUGUUCAUUUUGGGUUGCAGUGACGAUUGGAUCAAUUGAUUUGGGAGUUCUCGGUUUUAUGACACUUUGGGAUGUUAAUUUGGAUGCAAUUUCAAUGAUAACAAUCAUCAUGUCAGUUGGUUUCUCAGUUGAUUACUCUGCACAUAUCACAUAUGCAUACGUAAUAUCAAAAGAAUCCACUACAACUGCAAGAGUUUGUGAUGCAUUGGGAGAUCUUGGAUGGCCAGUCGCUCAAGGAGCCAUGUCAACUAUUUUGGCUGUUUCUGUGUUGUCAGAUGUCCCUGCUUACAUGAUUGUUACCUUCUUUAAAACUGUUUUUCUUGCCAUCUCAAUCGGUUUUCUUCACGGUUUAGUCUUCCUUCCACUCAUGCUUUCUGUAUUUGUUGGCUGUUGCUCGUCGAAAAAAGUCGAAGUUGAACCAGUGAAACAACCAAAAUUCAUUGGAAGAUAUUAA
Molecule: messenger RNA, 1755 nt
Organism: Caenorhabditis remanei
Lineage: Eukaryota; Metazoa; Nematoda; Chromadorea; Rhabditida; Rhabditidae
Exons: 7
Coding region: 1-1755 (584 amino acids)
Biological process (GO): molting cycle, collagen and cuticulin-based cuticle; endocytosis
Cellular component (GO): plasma membrane; cytoplasmic vesicle membrane
Source: RefSeq, a predicted model, not a curated record